UUGCGCACAGCCAUUUCAACUGUGUCGAUCGGCCAGCUUGCACGCAAACAGCACAGAAAAUUUCAAAAUUACUAGGAAUUCUCAACAAGAAGCAGCAAUCUAUAUUUGCAGCAGUCUCUGAUAAUGGGUCACCAUUCUUGCUGUAACCAACAGAAGGUUAAGAGAGGACUUUGGUCCCCUGAGGAAGACGAAAAGCUCAUCAGAUACAUAACCUCCCAUGGCUAUGGCUGUUGGAGUGAAGUCCCCGAGAAAGCAGGGCUCCAAAGGUGCGGUAAGAGCUGCCGAUUGAGAUGGAUUAAUUAUUUGAGGCCCGAUAUCAGAAGAGGGCGAUUCACUCCAGAGGAGGAGAAGUUAAUCAUCAGCCUUCAUGGAGUUGUAGGAAACAGAUGGGCUCAUAUAGCAAGCCACUUGCCUGGAAGAACAGACAAUGAGAUAAAGAACUACUGGAAUUCAUGGAUAAAGAAAAAGAUACGAAAGCCUUCAAGUACAUCUCCAACCAGUACCACGAGUAGUGGUACUACAACAACCAAUACCUCCGAGCAUUCCCAAAUGGGUUACAAUUCGAACCAAUUACUAGAUUUUGUAAAUCCAGAUUUGGGGCCAAGGCCGCCCGUUCAUGAAACCUUAUUUUCUUCUUCUUCAUCAUGUCCCUUAUUCAUGCAGUUCGACAAUAUGACUACUAAUUCACUUGAUAUUGGAACACCAGAAAAUAGCGUACGUUCGGAUCAGUAUUUUCAUGAUGCGAAUUAUAUGGGUUUCAACCCUGAAAUAUGGAGUGUGAAUAGCCAUCAUCAUCAUCAUCAAGUUCAAUUAGCUCAUCAAGCUAAUUUUGAUCCCCCUCCUCCUCCGACGGCUUUUACAACGUCCGGCAUGGAUACAAAUAUUUACUUGCCGGCGGCGCCGCGUCCUUUGAUGGAGAACAUGGAAAACAUUGUGCCGCCAGGCCUGGAAGUACAAUCCUGUAGCAUAGAUGAGGAAGGAGAUUUAGGGUUGGAGUGCUUGCAGAGGCAGGAGUUAAACGAAUGGGUGGAAGCCCAGCAACAAUGUUCAAACUUUAUUUUUUGGGAUACUGUUGAAGGUCCACUCGGUGGGGAAGAAAUUGCACCAGCUUCUUCAAAUGUCGGAGCUGCUGAUGCAAUGCCUGCUUUUCCUUCGUCUCUAUGAGAUAGUGAUCGUGAUUGUGAACAUUUCCCCAACCCCACCAUUUUCUCUUAUGUCCCUCUUUAGGAAGAGCUUUCAAGUUUCAAAUGAUUCAGGCUUUUGCUUCUGUUGGUGAGAUUGUGAAAAGUAAUAUUGUGAGUAAAGGCAGCAUAAGAAUGCAUGGCAUGGCUGCCAUUAAUGUUUAUUUGGUGUUCGGAAAUGGAAAAGGAAAAUAAGAA
Molecule: messenger RNA, 1379 nt
Organism: Juglans regia (Persian walnut)
Lineage: Eukaryota; Viridiplantae; Streptophyta; Magnoliopsida; Fagales; Juglandaceae
Product: transcription factor MYB26-like
Exons: 3
Coding region: 124-1164 (346 amino acids)
Source: RefSeq, a predicted model, not a curated record